CUGAUCUCGUCUCGCCCACCGACCAUCGCCCCCCCCCAAGCACUGCCCUGGCCUCGACUUUCAGCUGAAACCCCAACUCUGCCUCAAUGGAGCUGCUCCGCGAAAAGUUUGGCGAUGCUCCUGUUCCCAGCAGCGCCGCCAUCGACCACGAAACAUUCAAUCGCCUCAUCCAAACCAACAGCUCGUCUGCCCCAGGCUCAUCGCAGCGCACUGGCAUCCCCAAGUUCUUCACCAAUAGGCGGACAACAAGCCAUCUCCAGCAGCUGCUGCAGCGGGAAGCGUACGAUGCAUUCUCGGAUCAGCAGGCCGAUAAUGUCUUGUCCGGAGAUGAGCUCGAUAUGCUGUGGGAUGCCCUCAUCUUUGAUGCAACCGACGAAGAAAUCGCACAGGAGGACCGGAGAAUCACCUACACCGACUAUUGCAACAUCAAGUUCCGCCUGCCGGCAAAGUUCCACCAGUACUUUCUGCCGUCGACCUUUCUGCGGCUCUUGAAGGAAGGCCAGAACACCAUCUCCAUCUGCCAGUACUUCAACUACCUCAUGCGCAAAGUGUCGCUCUUUCAGGGACGGCUCGAUCUGGGCGCAUACGACGCUGACUGCGAUGGCUAUCUAACUGAAGAUGACCUGCAAAUGUACAUCGAAGAUCUGAUCCCCCAAAUGAAUCUGGAUGACCUGAACGAGCAUCUGCACAAGUUUUAUGUGUGCACGGCGGUGCGCAAGUUUUCAUUCUUCCUCGACCCAAUGCGGAUAGGCAAGAUCUCCAUCACCAGCAUUCUUCUCUCUCCCAUCCUCACGGAACUGUUCGAGCUCCGGGAUCGAGAUCUGAACGCCGACGCUGUCAAAACCAACUGGUUCUCGGCGUAUUCAUCACUGCGGGUCUACGGCCAGUACCUCAACUUGGACAUGGACCACAACGGAAUGCUGAGCCGCCGGGAGCUCGCAAAGUACAGCAGCGGGACCUUCACCGAACUGUUCACCGAUCGAGUGUUUCAAGAGUACCAAACCUAUGGCGGAGAAAUGGACUACAAGGCCUUUCUGGACUUUGUUCUGGCGAUGGAGAAUAUCCAGACACCCGAGGCCAUUACGUACUGCUUCCGGCUGCUCGACAUCAACUCGUGCGGCUACCUCGACGACUUUGUGCUGGGCUAUUUCUUCAAGGGUGUUUGUGCGAAAAUGGUUGCGUUUGGACACGAAACGCCUCCGGUCGACGACGUGAUUAACGAAAUCAUCGACAUGGCCAAUCCUAAGACAUACAGGCAGAUCCGGUGUCAAGGCAAGUCAAAACCAAAGUUGCACUGGGUGUUUGCGACUGGGUCCCCAUCGAGGACGGUGGCGCUGUGGUUUCGCUUGAUUGGAGAGCGACACGGACUCAUGAUGGUUGCCGUUGCGGGAUACGAACGCGACCCAUGCAAUCGAUAUCAGCAGAUCUGA
Polychytrium aggregatum is the source of this 1430-nucleotide messenger RNA. RefSeq lists its product as uncharacterized. The record is from RefSeq and is a predicted model, not a curated record. Gene Ontology annotation, cellular component: spindle; centrosome. The coding region runs from base 87 to 1430 and encodes 447 amino acids. The transcript is spliced from 11 exons. Lineage: Eukaryota; Fungi; Chytridiomycota; Chytridiomycetes; Polychytriales. Gene Ontology annotation, biological process: positive regulation of B cell differentiation; B cell homeostasis; regulation of dephosphorylation.